CGAACGGCACAAUGCAUGUCCUCUCAAGAAAGGGAGAAAACGCAACGAGCCACGUGGAGAAGAACACACGAAGAAGGUAGUAAUACACACCAUGGUCGGGAAAGAGGACGGCGAACGAAAGAGGUGGAAAGAAUUAUGAAGUUAGCAAUAAUAUUGGCAGUGUUGUGCUGCCUAGUAAUUGAAACAAUCUCAACACCGGUACCAAAAAUCUCAGCAGAGAAAACGUCGAAUCAGAACAUAAUUGAAAAUGGAAGACAGGCGGCAGCACAGCCACCAACAGUCAGCGAGGAUGAUGAUGAUGAUGAUGAUGAUGACGACGUCGAUUUCGAUAUCACGGGAGACGAUGACGACGAUGAUGAUGAUGACGAUGAUGAGGAUGACGAUUCCGAUUAUUUGGAACGUUUCAUCGAAGAUAUAUUAGGUGAAGAGGAUGAUGAUGACGACGACGAUGAUGAGAAUGAAUCGAUCCCGGUGGAAUCAAUUGCUCCAGUAGCAGCAGCACCAUCUCCACCGGCUCCUGCAAUUCCGGCGGCCGUAGAAGCCGAUUUGAAUGCUGCCCAGGAAGCGGAACACGCCGCGGAAGCUGCGGAAUCCGUGUCAAAUCCUAUCCACAUCCCUGUCGCAUCCACAAACGAGGCCGAGGACGACGAUGACGACGAUGACGAGGAUGACGUGGAUCUGGUAUACACCGAGGACGACGAUGACGAGGACGAGGAGGAUGACGAGGACGAGGACGAUGAGGACGACGCCAUCGCCGAUAUCACCGGUGCCAGGCAAGCACGUAUAAUGGAUUCACAACCAAAUAACGAUGUAUCAUCGAUUUAUGUGGCGAAAUAUAAUCGUUUCGUGGACAAUAUUUUAGGAAGAAUUAAUAAAAUCUUGCGUAGUAAUUACGACCCAGUUACUGUGAAAUUAACCAACGCAAGUGCUAAAACGAAAUCAAACAAACACAAAAACAAAAGUAAAACAAAGAAAAAUAACAAAAGUGGAACGAAGAAGAGCAAUUUCGGAAUAGUUGUGGUAUCCACAGAAAAAACCAUCCAAGAAAUUCCCGAAAUCACACAGAAAACAAUGGAAACCACUGAAAAUACAAUCAUCAAUCAAUCCGUUACAAAUAUUGAAAAAGAAGAGCCUAGCACUACUAUAUCUGAAUUUGCAAAUAUGGAAACUACUACAAACAGACAAGUAUUUAACUCAAGUAUCAAGAAAUCAAAAAAUAUGCAAAAUACAAAAUCUACAAACAAACGAGUAUCCAACUUAAUAAAUCAAACUAACAAGAAAUCGAACAAAACUCGUGGUGGAACAAAAAAUCAAAAAAAAAUAAACAAACAGAAUAACAACAACAAAAAUAAGACAAAAAAAAAUAAAAAACCAAAAGCAAAAGCUACACUUUAUGGACUUGCAAGUCUUAAAAGAUCAGGAGACGUGUCAGUAAACAUGAUGAGUGAUCAUACUAUGAUCAAAACGAUGUUUACUCUUGGUCCUCUUAUAUUAAAGGUCGAAAAGGAAUUUGGUAGGGCUGCAAAAAAAGAAUUGAGAAGCGCGACUGCAACUACUGCAGAAAUGUCAGGAAAAUUGAGUCUUCGAAUUCUUCAUGGUGGUGUUGCUACUCUUAAUUCCAUUCGAGUUUUACAACCUAAACAAGUACGAGUGGAGAGUGCAGAUGACCACGACAGAACGCGCGAAUUUGUCUGGAAGAGAUCAUCUCACAUUGCUCAUUUAGUCUCAGAAAAAUUAUCAUCCGCCACAAAAUCGAUGCUUCAACCACCACCUGUAGCAAUUGCCGCUUAAAUCUUCCUUCAUAUCGAUCGAUCUUAAUGAACUAUCUCGAUAAAA
Messenger RNA from Apis dorsata (giant honeybee), 1836 nucleotides. Its product is annotated as MATH and LRR domain-containing protein PFE0570w-like. The transcript has 8 exons. Bases 16 to 1791 code for a protein of 591 amino acids. NCBI's taxonomy places the organism in Eukaryota, Metazoa, Arthropoda, Insecta, Hymenoptera, Apidae. The record is from RefSeq and is a predicted model, not a curated record.